UGAUAUGACUGGUUUACUUCCUGUAACAGUCGGGAAGGUCCUGCUGGUUAUUGUCUUGGGUCUAAGUACUAACUUCUGCACUUUGGUUAGAUUUAUCCGGGUCGUUGCUGAGCAGGAUGAUUGAUGUUCGAGCAUGGGCAGAAUAUGUUGUGGAGUGGGCUGCCAAAGACCCCUACGGUUUCCUCACCACCAUCAUAUUGGCUCUGACCCCUCUGUUCAUCGCCAGUGCACUGCUGUCCUGGAAGCUGGCCAAAAUGAUUGAGGCACGUGACCGCGAGCAAAAGAAAAAGCAGAAGCGUCAGGAAAACAUAAAAAAGGCCAAGGGGACCAAGAAAGACUGAGCCUUUUGUGAGGGGGCGGGGAAGGAUGAGGGCAUAAGAGAAGGACGAGCAGCCAUCAGUCACAGCCCUUCCUUGUCCCAGCCCUACUGCCAACCCAGGGCCACUACGCCUCACAGUCAGGCAGCGGGACACUGGCCCCAUAGGCCUGACAGUGCUGCGAUGGACACUAAUGACAAGAGGAGACUUGUCCCAGUAGGACU
Messenger RNA from Nematolebias whitei (Rio pearlfish), 541 nucleotides. RefSeq names its product small integral membrane protein 15 (gene smim15). The record is from RefSeq and is a predicted model, not a curated record. Lineage: Eukaryota; Metazoa; Chordata; Actinopteri; Cyprinodontiformes; Rivulidae. Bases 117 to 341 code for a protein of 74 amino acids. The transcript has 2 exons.